AGUUAUUUCACUGUUCCUACCUCUCAACAAGGCACGAAUGUCUCGUCUCUCUACUGUCGCAACAAUUCUCGGUGCUGCUACUGCCUCCCCCGAGGGCCUCUACUGUGGUAGUGGUAAGUAUUGGAAUUCCCUCAUGUUCAAGGUCAACGAGACCACCGGCACCUUUGCUGCCAGCGGGAUCGCUGACAAGGAAGGUGCCUCUCCCUGGUAUCUUUCCAGUAUUCCCUUCUACAUGAACGAAGAGGACACUGCCAUGCAAGUCGGUACAAAACCCGAGAAUCGUCUACUGUACACCAUCGGAGGCUUUGGCUACAAACUGCCUGUCUUCACUAAGUUGCCCUACGACGCCGAGUCCCAGGCCCUCACCCUCACCUACAACGACGAUGAGAUGGUUUGCAGCCAUGACAAGUGCCCUUCUACCCUACCGGGUCAUCGCGAGGGGUUCACUGGGCCCGACGGCGCUUACUGCUGCACUGAUGGCCUUUACUGGAGCUUCAUCAUGUUCAGGGUCAACGCCACUACCCAAACCUUUGACGUGAGCGGCAUUGCUAACCUACCCAAUGCCGCCCCGUUCUACGUGUCUGACCUCUCCUACACUAUGAACCAGGAGGAUACUGCCAUGUUGGUCGACCAGAAGCCAGAGAGCCGUGAGCUCAAGAACAUCGGUGGCUUCGAUCUGCCCUACCCCAUCGACCUCGAUUGGAUCGAGUUCGACGCCGAACGGCAGCAGAUUAGAACUUUCUAUGGAGGUGAUUAUUUGGUAUGCACCAACUCGAAGUGCCCCGCUGGAUCUCCUAGAAGCCGCGGCCGAUUCCUCGCUGAUGGUAUGUACUGCUGCAGCGACUAUAAUUUGAAGUCUCUCGUCUUCAAGUUCGACAACGAUACUCGCACCUUCGACGUCUCCGCCCUUUCCAUGGUCCCUGGGGCCGCUCCUCUCUACAUUUCCGAUGUCCACUUCCACUUCAGUGAGGAUGGCACCAAGAUUUUGGUCGAUAAGAAGAGCCGGCAACUCCAGAUUGGUGGUUUCGGGUAUCCCGUCCCUGACUGGAAGGAGUUGGACUUCUCCCCUGAGUCCCAGACCAUUACAGUCACGUAUAAGGACGAUGAGAUGAAGUGCACUUACGACCAGUGCCCAGCUGGCUCUCCUCGUGGUCUCGAACGCUCUCUCCCUGAUGGUAUGUACUGCUGCAGCGGUCGCUACUGGGCGGACUUCUUCUUCGAGUUCAACUAUGCUGCUGGUACCAUGAUAAUGUCCGGUAUGGCUAACCUCCCCAACGCCGCCCCGUUCCAUCUCUCCGACAUGCAUUUCCACAUGAAGUCCAACAACAGGGUGAUCCAGAUCAGUGAAGGUCGUUCCCUCCGCAGGACUAAGCUCAUUGGAGGUUUCGGCUAUCCACUCCCCGACUUUAAGACUCCAUUGCCCUUCAGCGCUGCUGAAAAUAGCAUUACGCUAAUCUACCGUGAUGUAGCAAUUGUUUGCACUCCCGAACAAUGCCUCAUGGAAGAGUAAGCUGAUAAUUGUCUGGAAGAGUAUCCAGGCUGACGUAAAGUCAUUUCCCGCUCGGCAGAUUCAGCUCGAAUCUGCCUUUCUGCGAAAUUUGGUGCUGGAACCGUUCGAGCAUCAGAGUUCGCCUUCUAGUUUUUCCUUGUGCUUCGACGCAUAUUUUCCAUCUGAUCGAGCGCAGCCUAGACUGCUCAGGAGGCUCGUUAGAAACACCUCAUUUUUUCA
Perkinsus marinus ATCC 50983 is the source of this 1729-nucleotide messenger RNA. RefSeq lists its product as hypothetical. NCBI's taxonomy places the organism in Eukaryota, Perkinsozoa, Perkinsida, Perkinsidae. The record is from RefSeq and is a predicted model, not a curated record. Bases 38 to 1510 code for a protein of 490 amino acids. The transcript has a single exon.